UUUGAAUAUUUUUUGUGAGCUCUGUGGGACCGGGAACAGUGGAGGGAAACGCUCUAUACUAUUACUUUUAUUAUUAGUUCACUCAUGUCUGUGGGACUAGAACCCAACUUCUCCAGUGAUGAAGUAUUUAUCAGCCGGUUUCCCGUCCAUCGCGCCUGUCGGGAUGGAGAUGUCGGAGCUUUGGUCUCACUGUUACAGGAGCUCUCAAACCAGGCUCAUCUGACUGCUGAGGACUCCUGCUACGGAUGGACCCCCAUACACUGGGCUACUCACUAUGGACAGUUAGACUGUGUGGUGCACCUGGUACAGAUGGGUUGUGAGGUGAACACGACGACCAGCCGCUUCAACCAGACCCCAUCACACACUGCGGCAUUUGGAGGACAACCUCACUGUCUGGUGUGGUUGACUCAGGCUGGAGCAGAUGUCAACAGACAGGACUUUGUAGGUGAGGCUCCCAUCCACAAGGCAGCUCGAUCAGGUAGUUUGGAGUGUAUCCAGGUUCUGUUGAUAGCAGGUGCUAAACCACAUUUAAGAAACACCAGUGGGCAAACAGCAGCAGACCUGGCCCACGCUCACGGCUUCCUCGACUGUUUCCGCUUCAUUUCCAACGCCCAGAAGCACCUGCUACAGCUCGGCGGACUCCAUGUGAAUGGAGAGCAGAAUGGAAAUGCCCCUUACAGUCAGAGAGCCCUGAGCAGAAAGAGGCAGCUGACUGCCAUGGACAGCAUUCACAUGAAGAAAGCCAGGAAAGCCGAGAAUGAUUUGGUGCAGAUGCACAGCAGUGCAGGUGAAGAGGAGGAGGAGGAGGAGAGCAUGACCGCAGAGUCUGUACAGGAGCGUAACUUAGCAGAUGACACCGAAGCUAUUGCCAACAGCCAUCGUUACACACUGCCUUAUGCUGCCCAGGAUCACACUGAGCAACACAAAAUCCUCUCUUUGCCGUCCCCCUCUCCAGCCAGUCAGCACGCAGCAGCAGUGCCUGCACAGCACUCCUCAGCUGACAUGUGUGGGUCCUUGCAUCUGAGCAGCAGUCCCAGCAGCUGUGUGUCCCACCGGCCAGCCUGGUGGGGGCCAAUAGGAUCAGACUGCGGGAGUCCCCUGCAUUACGGACACUACCACGGCUUUGGGGACACGGCGGAGGAGCUGGGCGACAGCAGCUGCCUCAAGUAUAGCAGCAGCAUCCAGGCUGAGCACAGAUACAUGCAGGCUGUGGCCAGCACCGUCCACCUCCAGCACAGCUCCUAAACACAGGGUUAACUGCCACAGCCAGCCUCCUUCAUAUGCUUUCUCUUCACUUUAAAGAAACACAUUAUGGGAAAUAAUCAUUUCCUGGCCUGCUGCUGACUGGUUUGCGCUAUCAAGGGCUGUUGGGUUACGUGUGGCCUGACCUGCUGUCCAUCAAGGUGGAGGAACAACUGCACUGAGACUUAAAACUCCUUAGUAGCCUUGAUCUACCAAAGAGGAUAUCUUAUUGGUUUGUGCACUUUUAAUUUGAAAUCUCUUGUUUUAGAGCAGGCGACUGUCAUUUUUCAGAGCUGUACUGUAAUUUUAUAAAGCAUACUUGAGAUGUUUGGGGAAUCUUUAAUUAUUGUAAUAUAUGGAGAGUGCGCUGAAAACAUGCUGUCUCUUGUUGUAAACACUAUGUGCACUGUGUGCCAGGUAGGCACUGCUGCUUCAGACAGCAGUUUUAUAAUAUUUUGGGUUUGCCUCUUUUCCUAUUAAAACCUGUUUUACAGUUUUAUAGAAAUGGUAAAAAGGGAUGUCUUUGUUGUUGGGCUGGGUUUCUAUCUUUUCACUUGUAUGUUGGGGGAAUAAAAAGUUCUUCAGCUAUAUAGUUUUAACAGACAGAAUUA
Monopterus albus (swamp eel) is the source of this 1853-nucleotide messenger RNA. RefSeq names its product ankyrin repeat domain 10a (gene ankrd10a). The transcript has 6 exons. The record is from RefSeq and is a predicted model, not a curated record. NCBI's taxonomy places the organism in Eukaryota, Metazoa, Chordata, Actinopteri, Synbranchiformes, Synbranchidae. Gene Ontology annotation, molecular function: protein binding. Bases 85 to 1245 code for a protein of 386 amino acids.